AUGGUUCAUCAAACUACAGAAAAGGUUAAAAGCAUUAGGGAAAAUAUGAAGGCUUCACAAGAUCGUCAGAAAAGCUACGCUGAAAAAAGGCGUAGGUCAUUGGAUUUUGAAGAAGGAGACCAUGUGUUCCUCCGUGUCACACCCACCACAGGGGUAGGGAGAGCAAUCAAGGCACGAAAGUUAACUCCUAAGUUUAUUGGACCCUAUCAAAUAACUUCUAACAUUAGACCGGUGGCUUACCGAAUUGCAUUACCACCCCUUCUAUCUGGAAUACAUGACGUGUUCCAUGUCUCACAACUACGGAAAUACAUUCCAGACCCUUCUCACGUAAUCAAACCAGACACCAUUCAGCUUAAAGACAACUUAUCAUUUGAAGUAGUACCCGUUAGGAUCGAGGAUAGGAAAAUGAAGCUGCUAAGGAAUAAGGAAAUUUCGUUAGUAAAAAUAAUUUGGAACCAAGCCAUUGGUGAUGCAGCUUGGGAACUUGAAAUGGAUUGUGUGGGCUAUACGCCAAUAGAUUAUGACGACUCCGAGGCACUGGGAGAUGACGCCGUCGAAGACGACGGAAUUCAGCUUUCCUGA
Messenger RNA from Vicia villosa (hairy vetch), 582 nucleotides. RefSeq lists its product as uncharacterized. Bases 1 to 582 code for a protein of 193 amino acids. Lineage: Eukaryota; Viridiplantae; Streptophyta; Magnoliopsida; Fabales; Fabaceae. The record is from RefSeq and is a predicted model, not a curated record. The transcript is spliced from 2 exons.